This is a messenger RNA of Echinops telfairi (small Madagascar hedgehog), 2047 nucleotides long. It is a transcript of the gene ZFP82, whose product is annotated as ZFP82 zinc finger protein. The transcript is spliced from 5 exons. Gene Ontology annotation, molecular function: DNA-binding transcription repressor activity, RNA polymerase II-specific. Lineage: Eukaryota; Metazoa; Chordata; Mammalia; Afrosoricida; Tenrecidae. The record is from RefSeq and is a predicted model, not a curated record. Bases 252 to 1853 code for a protein of 533 amino acids. Gene Ontology annotation, biological process: negative regulation of transcription by RNA polymerase II; regulation of immune system process; regulation of cytokine production.
CAAAAGCUUUACUUUCUCUCAAACGUUGACUUUGACUUGCGAUCGUGUUUCAGCCGUGUGCAUUCUUUCUGCAUAGAGAAACAAGAGCCGAGGAAAACCACCCCAAACCAAGCACUACCAUCAUAAUGAUUCUACAGUGGUAAGGGCUUCCAGGCUUUUCUACUUAUGUCGGUUGUGCCUUUUGUGGAUGCUGUGCUUCUCCAGGCAAAUUAACCCUAAGGAAAACCAACCAGUUCUUGAAUUUCUAUACCAUGGCCCUUGGGUCAGUGAUGUUCAGUGAUGUCUCCAUAGUUUUCUCUCAGGAAGAAUGGGAAUAUCUGGACGUGGACCAGAAAGACUUGUACAGAGAUGUGAUGUUGGAGAACUAUAGCAACGUGGUUUCCUUGGCGGGAUGUUUCAUUUCUAAACCAGAUGUGAUUUCCUUACUGGAGCAAGGGAGAGAGCCCUGGGAGAGAGCGAGGCAAGGAAGAGGACGAUGCCUCGAUUGGGAGACCAGGUGUGAGACCAAGAAGUUAUUUUCAGAAAAUGAUAUUUAUGAAAUAAAUUUGUCACAGUGGAAGAUAAUGGAAAGAAUCAAAAACCAUGGCCUUGAAGGCCUUGUUUUUAAAAAGAAUUGGGAAUAUAAAAGCAAAUUUAAAGGACAAGAGGAACCUCAAGAAGAAUCUUUCAAUCAAGUGAAAAUUACAUCUGAAAAAGUUUCCUCUUACCAGAAACGCAAAUCUCUUAUUCCACAACAGAGCAUUAAUUUUGUGGAGAAACCCUAUGAAUGCCAGGAAUGUGGGAAGGCCUUUAGAGUACGUCAACAACUUACUUUCCAUCACAGAAUUCAUACUGGUGAGAAACCCUAUGAAUGUAAGGAAUGUGGGAUGGUCUUUAGGCAGACUGCACACCUUACUCGACAUCAGAGACUUCAUUCUGGUGAAAAACUCUAUAAAUGUAAAGAAUGUGGAGAAUCUUUCAUAUGUGGCCCAGACCUUAGAGCACAUCAGAAAAAUCAUAUUGGUGAGAAACCCUUUGGAUGUAAAGAAUGUGGAAAGGCCUUUAAAGUACGAGGACAACUUACCCUCCAUCAGAGGAUUCAUACGGGUGAGAAACCCUAUGUAUGUAAGGAAUGUGGGAAAGCCUUUAGACAAUAUGCACACCUUACUCGACACCAGAAACUUAAUAUUGCUGACAAACUUUAUGAAUGUAAAGAAUGUGGGGAAGCCUUUUUGUGUGGUUCAGGCCUUAGAGCACAUCAUAAAAUUCAUACUGGUGAGAAACCCUAUGAAUGUAAGGAAUGUGGGAAGGCCUUCAGAGUCCGACAGCAGCUAACUCUUCAUCAAAGAAUUCACACUGGUGAAAAACCUUACGAAUGUAAGGAAUGUGGAAAGACCUUUAGCCGUGGUUAUCAUCUUAUUCUUCAUCACAGAAUUCACACUGGUGAAAAACCUUAUGAAUGUAAGGAAUGCUGGAAGGCCUUUAGUCGUUACUCUCAACUUAUUUCACAUCAGAGUAUUCAUAUUGGUGUUAAACCCUAUGAUUGUAAAGAAUGUGGGAAGGCCUUUAGACUACUCUCGCAACUUACUCAACAUCAGAGUAUUCAUAUUGGUGAGAAACCCUAUAAAUGUAAGGAAUGUGGGAAAGCCUUUAGAUUAAGACAGAAACUUACUUUACACCAGAGCAUUCAUACUGGUGAGAAACCCUUUGAAUGUAAAGAAUGUAGGAAGGCCUUUAGACUUAAUUCAUCCCUUAUUCAGCAUCUGAGAAUUCAUUCUGGUGAGAAACCUUAUGAAUGUAAGGAAUGUAAAAAGGCCUUUAGACAACAUUCGCAUCUUACCCAUCAUCUGAAAAUUCAUAAUGUAAAAUUAUAAGAUUUCUUAAUCUUGUUUUUUAGAACAUUCUGUGAAUGUAGAAUCUCUUUUUGCUUCAUAUGUACAAGUGAUUUAUCAUAAAAGACCGUGCAAAAUAAUGUAUUCCACUAUCUCUCAACAUAAUAUAUUUUAGCACAUUGAUUUCUUUUCAAUUUUUUAUUGUGAUUGAAUGAAAUUAAACAAUUUUCACAUUU